Messenger RNA from Pleurotus ostreatus (oyster mushroom), 1110 nucleotides. RefSeq lists its product as uncharacterized. Gene Ontology annotation, cellular component: heterotrimeric G-protein complex. NCBI's taxonomy places the organism in Eukaryota, Fungi, Basidiomycota, Agaricomycetes, Agaricales, Pleurotaceae. The transcript has 9 exons. The record is from RefSeq and is a predicted model, not a curated record. Gene Ontology annotation, biological process: G protein-coupled receptor signaling pathway. Gene Ontology annotation, molecular function: GTPase activity; G-protein beta/gamma-subunit complex binding; guanyl nucleotide binding. The coding region runs from base 1 to 1110 and encodes 369 amino acids.
AUGGGCGGAUGUUUGUCGACGACUGGAUAUACCCUAGUGGUCACAGAGGCUGAUGUGGCUUUGCAUAAGGAGGCGGAGAAGCUCCUCAAGGAGACGAAGGCAAGACUUGCUUCACAAACGAAGGUGCUAUUACUGGGUUCCGGUGACUCCGGAAAGUCGACCGUGCUCAAGCAAAUGCGCCUGAUCCAUAGCGUGCCAUUCACACCGCAAGAGAUUGAGACAUACCGCCAGCUCAUAUUCAUGAACUUGACAAAUGGCAUGGGAGCGGUCUUGGAGGCUAUGAUAGACAUGCAUUUGACGGUGUCUGAGGACAAUCUGCCGCAUUCUGAGUUGAUACUCAAAGCGAUGGAUGAGGGGACGGAUAUUAGAGAGGGGCAACCCUAUCCGCAGGAGUACCUUCACCCGCUGGAGGACCUGUGGAAAGAUGAGAUGGUGCAGCACGCGGUAGCUCGAGGAAACGAAGCGGCAAUACCAGAGAAUCUGUCGUAUUUCUUUCCGUCGUUGCAGCGUCUGUUUGCAGCGGACUACAAGCCGACGGAGCAAGACAUUAUAUAUUGUCGCGCGCGUACGACGGGGAUAUUGGAGACGGUGUUUAAGGUGAAGGAUCAGAGGGGCUCGGAGACAGAAUUGUUGAUGGUAGACGUGGGCGGGCAGAAGAGCGAGCGGAGGAAAUGGAUACAUUGCUUCCAGGAUGUGACGUGUAUAUUGUUCUUGGUGAACUUGAGCGGGUACGAUCAGUGCAUAGUGGAAGAUAAGACUGCCAACCAAAUGCAAGACUCAAUGACAAUAUGGGACUCAAUAUGUAAUUCUCAAUGGUUCAAACGCACGUCUAUCGUACUUUUCUUGAACAAGAACGAUUUGUUUGAGAAGAAGAUACAUAAUUCUGACAUACGGAAACAUUUCGCUGAAUACUCAGGGGAGACGGAUCCCGCAGUAGGGCGGAAAUUCUUCCAGAAACGAUUCUGGGAUCUUGCACAUCGGAGUGGGACAAAGGAUCGGGAGGUAUUUGUGCAUGUAACGACAGCUACGAACACGAGGGCGAUAAAAAUUGUGAUGAGAGCCGUAGAAGGUAAGUUUGACCACAUGUCUCGCCUGCUCCACGAUGGCUAA